Messenger RNA from Corythoichthys intestinalis (scribbled pipefish), 4904 nucleotides. Its product is annotated as R3H domain-containing protein 2. The transcript has 28 exons. The coding region runs from base 775 to 3945 and encodes 1056 amino acids. NCBI's taxonomy places the organism in Eukaryota, Metazoa, Chordata, Actinopteri, Syngnathiformes, Syngnathidae. The record is from RefSeq and is a predicted model, not a curated record. Gene Ontology annotation, molecular function: nucleic acid binding.
CUGGAGAACUCUGUGGACGGAAACUGUCGAUGAGGGGAGGGGUGAGCGAAAAAGUGACGCCGCCACAGUGUACACACACUUACAAGCCGGAGCUGAUACAGCGGGGGGGAAAUUGGGUUUCAUUUCUUUUUUUCUUUACUUUUCUAUUCAUUUUGAUUCUUUGUCAUUUGGGCCUCUUGUUGGUGGCGGCUCCGAAUGUCUCGCUCUUAAGUCAACAGGGCGAGCCUGGCUCACGCGCUGCUAUUUUGACAGUCCGGGGGUCGCGGUGAACCAGCACCAGCACCACCUUUACUAUCCACAGGCUAACAUUAGCCUCUGACUCAACUUGAGAGCGAGAAAGGAGGGAUUCUUCAACGCACACCCUCCUGUUUGUUUUUCUUCCAGCAAAAAAGGGCUCCCGAGUGGAAGAGGGACCAUGUUGCUGCACUGAGGCUAAGGGAGACACGCGAGAGGCCCCAGAGGAGCGCUGAGGUGGUGGCUGGCCCGUUGGUGUGCUCCUCCUCUCCGACUGGCCAGCAAGCUGCUCCCCCUUCAGUGCACCUGAUUGAUACCCUGAAGGCUAAGGCUUACUAUGGCCGGCACUUCGCCUCCUAUUGCAGUCCAGCCCAGUACACAACCUUAGUGGCUUCUUCUUCACUGCACUUUCCUCUCAAGUGUUUCCCAUUUGCACAGUCUGUAAAACGUGGAAAAACGAUCUGAUACAAGCCAAAGAAGCUCCUGGGUCUUGCACCCAACCCCUUCCCAUCUCCCACCCUCUCCCUCUCCCAGAAGAAGAUGUCAGUCAGCCUGACACCCGACAUCCAGACGGAGGGAGAGAGUGGGCCACUAAUUGAGCCCUGUGGUCGAGGAAAGACCUCCCCUCAGCCACAGGGCCCCAAGGAAGGGUCAGGAGAGGGUCCAGAACCUGAGGAUAGCUCACCACAAGAUGUACAGAAACGGGCUCCUAACCACAGUCAUGGCAGGAAAAGGGCCAAGUCUAAUGCUAAAGUGAAACUGGUGAGGAGUCUUGCAGUUUGUGAGGAGUCUUCUGGUCUCUUCCUAAAUGAUGGCCCUCAAGAAUCGGAUAUUAUCCAGCUUCACAUCAGUUGUCCGUCAGACAAGGAAGAGGAGAAAUCCUCCAAAGAUGAAUAUGAAAAUGAAGAGAAGGAGAAGAAGGACAAGACUCCACGGAAGAUGUUGUCACGUGACUCUAGUCAGGAAUACACUGACUCCACGGGGAUCGACGUUCACGAGUUUCUGGUCAACACACUGAAAAACAAUCCCAGGGAUCGAAUGAUGCUGCUUAAACUAGAACAAGAUAUCCUGGACUUCAUUAAUGAUGACAACAACCAAUACAAAAAAUUUCCUCAGAUGACAUCAUAUCACCGCAUGCUACUGCACCGCGUCGCCGCCUAUUUUGGAAUGGAUCACAACGUGGAUCAGACAGGCAAGGCGGUCAUCAUCAACAAGACGGGCAACACACGCAUCCCUGAGCAAAGGUUCUCAGAACACAUCAAGGACGAGCGCAACAUGGACUUUCAGAAGAAAUUUAUACUCAAGAGAGAUGACGCCAGCAUGGACAAGGAUGAUAAUCAGAUCCGUGUGCCACUGCAAGACGGCCGGCGUAGCAAAUCCAUCGAGGAGCGAGAGGAAGAAUAUCAGCGGGUACGAGACCGGAUCUUUGCCCGAGAAGUGUCCUUUUUUUUACAGUCCUCUCAGAAUGGAUACAUCAACGACAACAGACUUUCCACCGAGGGCUACUGCUCUAGCUCUCAAAAGAGGAGGCAGAUCUUUAGAGGGAACCGUGAUAGCUCCAGCCGGGCGUCCAGCAGUCGCCAAAGCAGCACGGACAGCGACAUGAAAUGCUUGGAGCCGCGGCCCUGGAGUAGCACCGACUCAGACAGCUCUAAUCGCACGCUUCGUCCUCCCGUCACCAAAGCCAGCAGCUUUUCUGGAAUCUCCAUCUUGACUCGUGGGGACAGCCUCGGCAGCAACAAAGGCUCGCAGGGAAACUGCAAAGGCUCUCGCUCUGGCCUGCCCCUAGUCAGUCCUGAUGUGUGUCCCCCACCUGUAGCCUCCCAGUCUAGCCGUAGCCUGCUCCCCUGCCCGACACAACCGCCCCAGCAGCCUCAACCCCAGGCCAUGCCUCAGACCGCCUUGCUGCCGACUCCGCAGCAACACCCCAUGGGCAACCACAUCAUAGCUCAGCCGGUAGCAUCUCUGCAGCCCUCUCAGCCUGUCUCCUACUCCAGCCCCUCCUGCCCCCAGGUUCUCCUGCCAGUAUCUCCUCCCCAGCAGUACACAAUGGGAGAAGAACUGGCACCCCAGUUUAGCCAAAUGACACUUAGCCGCCAGGGCUCCAGUGAGAACCCCGAGCCUCCCCCCUUGUACCAAGCUCCUCCCACUGUCCUCUCCCAGCACCCGCCUCCUCAGACCAGUUACAUCAUGGCCACCACUGGCCAGCCCAUACCUCCUCCGUCUGGUUACCAGCCUGCCACGGGGCAUCCGCACCCUCCACCGCCACCGCCUCCUCCGUCUCAGCCCGUCAUGCAGGCACCACCACCGCAGGGCUAUAUGCAGCCACCUCCGCCCCAGCAGAUCCAAGUUUCAUAUUACCCUCCUGGUCAGUAUCCUAGUUCAGGCCAGCAGUACCGUGUGGCCCAGCCCAUGUCCCACCAGGUGUCUUAUCCUGCUCAGCGCACGCAGCCCAUGCCUCAACCUACACAGCAGUCAGGUCUGCAAACAAUGAUGCCCAGUCAGCAGCCCAGCUACCAAAGCAUGAUGAGUGUGCAGCAGCCACAAAACCCCGCUCUGCUCAACUCCCAGAGAGCUGGCAUUGGAGGGCAAAUACAAAGUAUUAUGGUGCAGUAUCCACAGAUUCCAUCCUAUCAGGUGCCAGUGGCAAAUGAGAGCCAGCAGGUGGUGCAGCAGCAGUACCAGCAGCAGGUGAUGGUGCCGGUCAGCCAGUCGGUCCAGGGCCCCAUGCCUGUUUACUACAGUGUUAUCACACCAACACAGCAGAACAGCACAAGCCCAUCAGUAGGCUACCUGCAGCCCCCCAGCUCUGAGCAGUAUCAAAUCACCCCAUCGCCGUCCCCCUGCAACCCUCAACAGUUACAACAGCAAUACUCAGGAGUCCCGCCUCCUGGUCCCGGAGUCAUGGUAAUGCAGCUCAGCGUCCCUAAUGGACCGCAGCCUUCCCAGAAUCCUCCACUGGUGCAGUGGAACCCAUGCAAGUAUUACAGCAUUGAGCAGAGGCCUGGCAAGCCAGGAGAGCUCUACAAAGCUGAUAACACUCCACAGGCCAGCACCCAGCUGACGAGUCCGCUGGCCUCUCCAACUCAGUCCCCCACACCGUCUCCUGCUGGAAACGUUAGCAGCGUCUGUCCGGGCCUGGGACCAUUACCGCUCAUUCCCCAGUUUCCACGACCAGGAGGAACGGCUCCAGGUGAUGGCCGCUAUUCUCUACUGGGACAGCCCCUCCAGUACAGCCUGUGCCCUCCUCAGCUCAUGCAUGGCCAGUCGUCAUAUAACUCUCAUCAGGGCCAAGGAGUCAUGAAACACGGUGCACGAGGGAAGAAGCAAACACUGAAAUCGGCAUCCACUGAUCUCGGUACCACAGAUGUUGUGGUGAGUCGUGUGCUCGAAGUAACGGACCUGCCCGAGGGAAUUUCACGUCCAGACGCCGAGAAGCUCUUCAACCAGCUGUCUAUGUGCGGCGCCAAGAUCCAGUGGCUGAAGGAGCCUCAGGGAAGCCGGGGGGGCUGUGGGCCCGCAGGGGCCGCAGGUGUAGUGGGUGGCGGCGACCCGGCCCACCUGUACACGGUAGUGGCUGUGUUCCCUAGCACCAUGGCCGCCCAGAGUGCUUCCUUCAAACUGAACAACAGUGCGGCAGGCCUGUUCAAACUGAGGGCCGCCAAAAAGAACUAUGACCUGCGCGUGCUGGAGCGAGCCAGUUCUCAGUGAGAGGACGACACAUACGGACUUUUGGCGUGGAGCGGUGGAAAAAGGACGGAGGACUGAGGUGGAUUGGGGCGGGGGACUGCUUUUGGUGUAAAAUUAAAAAGGAAAAAAAAUGUAAACGUGUCAAAUGUAUAAAAAGGGAAGGUGUGAAUUUUGAGGUGGUCGGUGUUUGCGUUCAACUAAGAAUUAGUCGUUGGUUUUUAUUCCUCGUUUUUUUGUAUUUAUAUAGCUGAAGAGCACACGGGACACGCCAGCAUGCGUUUCACCCAAGAAAUUUGUGCUGCCGUUAAAUGCGAUCUCUUACGCACACACACUCACUACAGGAGACACACACACGCACACAACAGGUCACGUAGCACACAAACUGAAAACUCACACUGGACAGUUGACCUCAGUCAAACCUCUACGUCCUCCACCUUUGCGUCCCUUCUUCCAGUCAUCUGCCAUCUCGCCAAGUCAAACAUUCUCUGAGUCCAUCGUCUCAUGCUGCUCUGCAUUUUCUCUCUCUGUCUCGCUCUUCUCUCGCUUUUUGUUUGCCUUACUGCUGUUGUGGGGUUCUGUAUUGCGCUCUUUACGUGGGAGGGAGAGGGUUCAAUAUAUUUAUAUAAGUGAUGUAAGGAAUAAAGAAAUCUAUAUAUUCAGUGAUUUUUUUUUUUCUUUCUUCCUCCCCGAGUGAAAAGUUUUUGGCCUUUUCUUUUUCCUUCGCCUCCUUCCCUCCCUCUUCAUUCCCUGCUCCAAUUCCCCACAUAGCCCCUCUUUACUGGCCUCUCCCACAACGCCUAACCGCCCCUCACCCCACGUUGUGUUUGCGUUUUUUUUUUUUUGUUGACAGCUGUGCAGAAAGUAUCAGAAAAUGUAGUUGAAGUGCACAAUGAUUGCAUAUGUCUACUGUAAAUUUUAUUUAAUCUGUUAUUUUUUUGUUUGUUUUUAAAAAUAUAAAAGGUGAAAAACCAAAGAAAGAA